GUUGGUCUUUGCUGAUUUUGCUUUAAAUUGCUGGCCAUUACAUCUGCAAAGCAGUGGGGGGACUUUCAAGGCCAAUUAAAAGAAUACAUUCCAUGAGAGCCCUUUCAUGUUGGUCAAAAUUUACAGGAAGAGCGAAUGCAUCUGGCAUUGCUUUGCUACGUUUCUGGUUAAAUUAGAGCUGACAAGAUGACAGUCUGUUUUCAAGUUGUGAAGAUUCUCCUGGUGUCGAGCUACCUCGCGAGAGGUUUGACGGUGGGCUGGGCCUACGUUGCAGAACGAGACAAUAAAAAGGGAGCCCAAUGGGCUUUUUUCUGGUGAUGCGUUUCAUUGUCAUACGUUGUCAUAUUCGGGUAGACAAUGGAAAGGUGCUAGCUUUUGCCGCAAACCGACGGACAUGCCGUGCGCGACCACAUUGUCCUCCUGUCCAAGGCCAAGCACUCGUCCUUCCCUUGCGAAAUUCCCUCUCCUUCAUCACCCGGCUCUUCCCCUCUCUUCUCCAUCCAGCUCUCCCCCCAGGAGGAGGAGCAAUUCAUGGGGUUGGACGUGGACUUGGAGAUGGGUCUCUCGAUUUCUUUCCCUUUACUUGUCCCUCCUCACCUCUGUUUCUGUUUCAGAGGCACGUGAUUAUCGUUCCCCUCCUUCCUUCACUCACGUCUGUGAGGAUAUCGACACUUAUUACGCCCAGCUCCGGAAUUCCAAAGGCCAGGCUCUUCCGAAAAAGCUUCAUUCCCUCAUCUAUACUCAUCGCUCCUUGUCCUACAAGCAGGUGUGGGAUGUCCUCAAGAUCCUUGAUGCUGCUGAUGUCGAUAACCCUGAAGCUUCGCCCGGGGUGGGAGCACUUAUGGCCUCGUUCUUAUGGGUUAGUUGAUCGUGUGUCACUGAGCGAUUUACACAACCUUCGCCCAUCUGAUAUAAAUGUUAAUUCAUCCAGAGGAAACAAGUAUUAUGGAGAAUGUGCUUUUACCUCAGCCAAAUGUCUGAGACCAGCGAAUAAGGAAGCUGCAAUUGACACGGAAUCAGAUAGCAAGAGUUGGGCUCCACCUAGGCAGGUUAGAGGGGAUAUUGCACGGGCAUUAAUGUAUAUGGCUGUCUGCUAUGGGUAUCAUCAACCAGAGAAAAAGGAGAUGGGACUGCUUUCUACACUGCUGAGAUGGAAUAAACUCGAUCCACCUUCAAGGGAAGAGAAGCUGAGAAAUGACCGGAUAUGCAAGUUUUAUCAGCAUAAUAGAAAUCCUUUUGUUGAUCAUCCAGAGUAUGCUGAUCUGAUAUGGAAGCUAAAAUAGUUAAGGCGAUUCAAUCUUGUAAUCAUAAUAAAAAAUUAUGGUUAAUCCAUGUUAGACGAACAGACAAACAAUAUGAUUGUACUGCAAGGCGGCAUUUCUAUGUGUGCUGCCUGGCGUUUCAUUUGUCGUCGCACCAAAAGGCCCUCAGACUUGCAUUCUGUCACAUUGCUGCCAGUACUUCCAAGUUGGCUGGGAGCAGUCCUACUUAUUUAGCUGCUUCUCAUGUUUUGGAGUUGGAUUUUGUUGAGAGGAAGAUGGUGCGCUGCGAAGGGUUGUGGCGUUCUGUUUCUUUCGUUUUCUUAAUCAAAGUAUAUCUUGAUAAAGAAAAAAGUGGUUUGCGUGGUUUAAACGAUCCGACUUCUGAGUUGGAAAUCUGGCGAAAUUCAAAGUGCUUUUCCAAGCUGUUGUAA
This is a messenger RNA of Rhodamnia argentea, 1693 nucleotides long. RefSeq names its product extracellular ribonuclease-like. NCBI's taxonomy places the organism in Eukaryota, Viridiplantae, Streptophyta, Magnoliopsida, Myrtales, Myrtaceae. Gene Ontology annotation, molecular function: nuclease activity. The transcript has 7 exons. Bases 300 to 1283 code for a protein of 327 amino acids. The record is from RefSeq and is a predicted model, not a curated record.